ACAUUCGUCAUUCCACCGUUUUGCACGACGCUUGUUCGUAUUUCUUUGUGAUUGCUAUUUCGUUAUAUGUUGUAGAAUAGGGUUAAUAGAGUUAAGCAAGUUCAAAUCAAAAACGCAAAGCAACGGAGAUAUAAAUACAUAAAUAAAAAUUGAAUAGACAUAGCAACAAAAUGGAAGUCACUGAUGCAAAUUUGCAAUUGCUAGCCGGUUAUUUGCAACAGACGCUCAGCGCAGAUCCAAAUGUUCGCAGACCCGCGGAAAAGUUGCUGGAGUCGACGGAAUUGCAGCAGAAUUAUCCGGUGCUGUUGCUCAAUCUGAUCGACAAGGCGACAAUGGACAUGACCAUUCGGGUAGCGGGCGCAAUCGCAUUCAAGAAUUAUGUGAAACGCAACUGGGCCGCACACGAGGAUGGCGAUGAACCGGAUCGUAUACAUGAGAGCGAUCGCAAUACGAUCAAGACGCUGAUCGUGACGCUGAUGCUGCACUCGCCGACUGCGCUGCAGAAGCAACUGAGCGACGCUGUCAGCAUAAUUGGUAAACAUGAUUUCCCCAAGAAAUGGCCGCAACUCAUCGAUGAAAUGGUUGAGAAAUUUGGAUCCGGCGACUUCAAUAUUAUAAAUGGUAUAUUGCAAACGGCACAUUCGCUUUUCAAGCGCUAUCGCUUCGAAUUCAAAUCGCAAGCAUUGUGGGAGGAGAUUAAGUUUGUGCUUGAUCGUAUGGCCAAGCCAUUGACAGAGCUGCUGCAGGCGACAAUGCAGCUGAGCACAUUGCACGAGGGCAAUGCAGAGGCCUUGAAGGUCAUUUAUAGCUCGUUGGUGCUGGUCAGCAAGGUGUUCUUCUCACUCAACUCGCAGGAUCUGCCCGAGUUCUUUGAGGACAACAUGAGCAUAUGGAUGGGCGCAUUCCUACAGCAGCUGGCCGUUGACGUUGCCAUUCUGCGCACCGAUGACGAUGAGGAUGCCAGCGUUUUGGAGCAUCUGCGUUCGCAGGUCUGCGAGAACAUUUGCCUCUAUGCACGCAAAUACGAUGAGGAGUUCAAGCCGUACAUGGAGCAGUUCGUCACUGCCGUCUGGGAGUUGCUGGUGAAGACCAGUUUACAUACAAAAUAUGAUUCGCUCGUCUCGAACGCUCUGCAAUUUCUUUCGGUUGUCGCUGAGCGGAAGCAUUAUCACGGCAUCUUUGAGAAUCCAGAAAUACUGGCGCGCAUCUGCGAAAAGGUUGUCAUACCCAAUCUGGACAUUAGACCGUCGGACGAGGAGCUGUUCGAGGACAGUCCGGAUGAAUAUAUACGCCGUGAUAUUGAGGGCUCUGACAUUGAUACACGUCGACGGGCCGCAUGCGAUCUGGUCAAGACUCUGUCUGUCAACUUUGAGCAAAAGAUCUUUGGUAUUUUUGGUCAAUAUCUGGAAAUCUUGCUGGGCAAGUACAAACAAGAUCCGGUGGCCAACUGGCGUGCCAAGGACACGGCCAUUUACUUGGUCACCUCCUGGGCAUCCCGUGGCGGUACACAAAAACACGGCGUUACACAGAGCUCGGAGCUGGUGCCGUUGCCGCAGUUCUGCGCUGAGCACAUCAUGCCUGAACUGGAGCGACCCAAUGUUAAUGAGCUUCCCGUGCUAAAGGCAGCUGCAAUCAAGUAUGUGAUGGUGUUCCGCAGUCUAUUGGGGCCACAGACGUUGGCGGGCUGUUUGCCCCAUCUCAUACGUCAUUUGCCCGCGCAGAGCAUUGUAGUGCACAGCUAUGCGGCUUGCGCGCUGGAGAAGAUAAUGACCAUGCGGGAUGCAAGCAAUGGACUGUUGUUCGGGCCACAGGUUCUUGGGCCACACUCAAAUCAAUUGGUAAGCGGACUAUUUGCCACAUUAGCGCAGAGUGGUUCGGCGGAGAACGAGUAUGUAAUGAAAGCAAUUAUGAGAAGCUUCCAUGUGCUGCAGGCGGGCGCGAUGCCAUAUAUGGCUGUAGCAUUGCCACGCCUCACCGAAAUUCUCACGUUUGUCGCCAAGAAUCCCUCGCGACCACUCUUUAAUCAUUAUCUCUUCGAGACACUGUCGCUGUCCAUCAAAAUCGUCUGCCAAGCAGAUGCCACAGCUGUCAGUUCAUUUGAGGAGGCAUUGUUCCCAGUUUUCCAGGGCAUCCUGCAACAGGACAUAACUGAGUUUAUGCCAUAUGUAUUUCAAAUGCUAUCGGUGCUGCUGGAGGUGCGUGAGUCCAGUGGACCAAUACCGGAACCCUACUGGGCACUCUUUCCCUGCCUGCUGGCUCCACCCCUUUGGGAUCGCAGGGGCAAUGUGACCCCAUUAAUACGCCUGCUCUCGAUUUUCAUCAAACAAGGCUCCGCGCAAAUACAAGCGCUCGGCAAAUUGAAUGGCAUUCUCGGCAUCUUCCAGAAGAUGAUCGCCUCUAAGGCAAACGAUCAUGAGGGCUUUUAUCUGUUGCAGAAUUUGCUCUUCUAUUAUAACGCCGAUGAGCUACAAUCGAGUAUGCGACAAAUCUUUGGCUUGCUCUUCCAGCGACUGUCGCUUUCGAAGACCGCCAAGUAUCUGAAUGGAAUUAUUGUGUUCUUCAGUUUCUAUGUGGUCAAAAUUGGUGCCAGUGCACUGGUGCAGCUCAUCGAAGAGAUUCAGGCGGGCAUGUUUGGCAUGCUUCUGGAGCGUGUCUUCAUUACGGACAUGAACAAGGUCACCAUGGCAUUGAAUCGUAAAAUGGUAGCAGUGGGCGUUAGCAAAAUGCUUACAGAAUGCCCCGAACUGUUGUCGGGUCAAUAUGCAGCGUAUUGGCCACGUUUAUUGCACGCUCUUAUCGAUCUGUUCGAGCGCCUGCCAGAGAAGUUGCCCCACUUUGAUAUAGAUGCGACCGCUGCUGAGGGCGAUAUUGUGGUAGACGCCGAGCCUGGUUACCAGGCGGCCUUCUCCCAGCUGACUUUCGCUCAGCCCAAGCAGGUGGAUCAUCUGGCCGAAGUAGCUGAUGCUCGCCAAUAUUUGGCCAGCGCAUUGUCCAACUUAUCGCAGAGGCGACCAGGAGAAUUAACCACUUUGCUUGCACCGCUCGAGGCCGAGUAUAAACAAAUGCUUCAGAAAUAUUGCGAUCAGGCGGGAGUACGCAUUGGCUAAAUCAUUGAUUAAUUUGUACACACCUCGCAUACACACACCCUCCCAUUUAUAUGUACGAAAUUGUCAUACGAAAAUUAUUUAUAAAUCAAAUGAUUGUAAUUAUGUAAUCCAAUAUAAAGUUAUGUUUGAAGCGUA
Drosophila grimshawi is the source of this 3242-nucleotide messenger RNA. It is a transcript of the gene Cse1, whose product is annotated as exportin-2. Gene Ontology annotation, cellular component: nuclear envelope; cytosol. Lineage: Eukaryota; Metazoa; Arthropoda; Insecta; Diptera; Drosophilidae. Bases 171 to 3107 code for a protein of 978 amino acids. The record is from RefSeq and is a predicted model, not a curated record. The transcript has 7 exons. Gene Ontology annotation, biological process: protein import into nucleus; protein export from nucleus. Gene Ontology annotation, molecular function: small GTPase binding; nuclear export signal receptor activity.